Messenger RNA from Nematostella vectensis (starlet sea anemone), 6375 nucleotides. RefSeq lists its product as uncharacterized. Gene Ontology annotation, biological process: proteolysis; extracellular matrix organization. The transcript is spliced from 34 exons. The coding region runs from base 340 to 5100 and encodes 1586 amino acids. The record is from RefSeq and is a predicted model, not a curated record. NCBI's taxonomy places the organism in Eukaryota, Metazoa, Cnidaria, Anthozoa, Actiniaria, Edwardsiidae. Gene Ontology annotation, cellular component: membrane; extracellular matrix. Gene Ontology annotation, molecular function: metalloendopeptidase activity.
CGGAUUUUCGAAGAGCGCGUUGCCUUCCUCCUUCCUAUCGUUCGGCCAAGCUCUAUUGACCUCGUUUUAAAACUCUCACGUGGGAGCGUUACACCCCUAUCCGUUUGGAGAAGAAGAAAAAAACGUCCGGAAACAUCAAAAUCACGCUGCUAUCACAAUCGCCGCACGUCUGUCCACAGGAAACCCAAGACAAGUACAGGUCAGUGACGUCACAAAGCUAUAUCUUUGAUGUAUGUUGGACUCCUUGGUUUAGUAUCUGUUCAUCGCCUUUAAUGAACAGCAGACUUAAGCUCUCUGACAAAUUCUUGUCUCUACAGGACGAGUACCGAGUCUUGAGUAAUGAAUAACAUGUUUGCGUGUUUUAAUGCGCUGAAUUUUGGUCUGUGUUUCAUCGUGUGUUUCGCUCUCACCGCUGUUGAGAGCAAAACGAAGCAUUCGUCAGCUCUUGAGCGUCAAGAGCAUCUAUUGAGGUCAUUACCUUCGUAUGAGAUUGACUACCCAACACAGGUUACCCACAAUGGAAGAUUUGUUCGUCACGUGACAACCUCCGCCAGACAUCGGUCCCGGAGAAGCAUCCGGAAUGAUGACGGUUACCCUGUGCACUACAGCCUUAGUUUUGGUGGAAAAAUCUACCAAAUGAGAUUACAUGUGAAUGACAAACUACUUGGCUCCGGCUUUGUUGUUGAAAGACACAAAAAAGGCGGGAAAAUCGAGAGAAGCUCAGUGGUGGAGAAUUGCUACUUAGUCGGCGAGGUCCAGGGCUCUUUGCAUAGCGCGGCCAUCAGCGACUGCGAGGGACUGGAGGGUAUAAUCGACAUAGGCGUUGACGUCAUAUACAUCGAGCCAAUCAUGAACGAGACAUCAUAUCGAGGCACCGGAAGAAAUGGGACCGGGAAGCCUCACUUACUUUACUUAAAGUCCAUGCUGAACAAGAUGGAUGACGUGAAUGUAGACUUAGUGGACGACUUUUUGCCAGCGGUUUCCGCGCAUGCGCCAGGCCGCCAGACUGCAUUUCGUUACGAAGCAGCCAGCUCGUACAUCAACAUUGUGAACAAGGCCGAAAGACCUGUUAAUGUGUUUUACAUUAGUGGUGCCGCGGAAGUUCUGUUCUCACGGUUUGGAUACGACGAGCACCAAAACGUGAACACCUAUACAAGUCACAAGUGGGUCGCGAGGGACGAGGCCACGAACAAGACAUUACUGAUAGGUGGCAAGGAGGUCUACAGUCCACCAGCCAAUACUAACAAUGACAGGCUAAGCGUACACAUCACGGUACCAAAGGGAUUGAAGCUACCGAAGUAUGAGAAGCCUGCUCCCCCUGACAGCCAUUUGAGUAUCGUGAACCACGCGGGUCGAUUUGUACAGCUGUAUUAUAUCGGCGAAAGCAAAGAGCAAAAAAUAUUCGCAACCUUGGCUCCUGGCGAAACUCAAAGAAUCAAUACAUAUUCGGGGCACAAGUGGCAUGCCUUCGAUUACGACUCGGAGAAGCCGAUAUGGUUGAACGGUGGUGUCGUGUACGUGGCUCAAAAGAGUUCUAGAGCAGACCGCCUCACUGUUCUCGUCACUAUACCACCUUUUUUGCGCCUCCCGGAGAUCGAUGUCUUCCCUGAACUCCUUGAUAAGCCACCCAAAUACAUAGAGGUCAUGGUAGCCGCAGACACGACGGUCGUGAAGCAUCAUGGGAAGCAUCGCGUGGAACGUUAUAUACUGACGCUCAUGAAUAUUGUUUCUCGUAUUUUCCAGCACAAAUCAAUAGGAGUAAAGAUCUACUUUGUGAUCGUCCGAUUAAUGAUUCUGGAAGAAGAUCCGAAGCACGUCAAGAUCACACGGAGCCCAAUGGACAGCUUACUGCGCGUGUGUUACUGGGGACACAAGAUGAGAACGGGAUGGGAUAAGACUUCCAAAACCUUUUACGAUCAGACUGUGUAUCUUACCAAGAAAGAUUUUGGACCAUCUGGCUAUGCGCCAGUGUCUAGCGUGUGUACGCGGACUCGAAGCUGUACCCUUAACGAUGAGGACGGAUUCACAUCAAGCUUUAUCAUUGCGCACGAAACUGGCCACACACUAGGAAUGGAACACGACGGGUUAAACAAUGACUGCAUCAAAGAUCGUAUCAAAGGCAGCAUCAUGGCCCCGCUAGUACGAUCCAAGUUUGACCGGUUUUACUGGUCGCCUUGUAGCCGGAAAGAGCUUGUACAGAACUAUGACCGUCUGUGGUGCUUGGAUGACGUUCCGUUUGACUUCAACACGACCUUCAUGGGCAAGCUUGCAGGUCAGGAGUACGACAGAGAUGAGCAGUGUAGAAUGGACUUUGGCGGCGGAUUCAAGGCUUGCACGGCGCAUACCGGUGAUCCAUGCCGUCAGCUGUGGUGUGAUGACUUCUCCUAUGGCAGCUACUGCCGCACUAGACGCACCCCUCCCCUAGAAGGGACUUCCUGUGGACGCAACAAGUGGUGUCGCAUGGGCUAUUGUGUUGUCAUCAAGAAGGACGGCUCAUUCGAGAUCCCGACCCCAAAGCCCACCCCGAAACCCAUACACGGAAACUGGAGCGGCUGGAGUCCCUAUGGCGCGUGUUCGCUGACCUGUGGUACCGGCGUCCGUUAUCGAGCACGAGCGUGCAUCAACCCAAAGCCGCAGCACGGAGGUCUUCCCUGCCAAGGAUCUUCUUACGAGAUCAAUCUAUGUAACACUCAGAAAUGUAUAGGUCUACAACCAUCAUUUAAUCAAGAGAGAGACCGACAGUGCUGGAGCCGAGGCGCGACUGACGAUGAGAAGGACUGGGCACUACACAACAUCUACAAGUUAAGCUUGGACUGUGAUUUUGAGACGGAUCUCUGUGACUGGACAAACUCAAAAGAUGACCACUUUGAAUGGACGGCGUACUCUGGCAAGACGCCAUCGUCCGGAACAGGCCCCUCGUAUGAUCACACAAAGGGCCCGGACGGGAAAGGAACCUAUCUUUACAUCGAGUCUUCCCGCCCGACUGACGUUGGAUGGCGGGCUCGCCUGGUCAGCAGACUCGUGGCGUAUCACGUGACGUGCUUCUCGUUCUGGUAUCACGCGUACGGAGAGGACGAUCAUUUCGGUACACUCCAACUUCUCCUCAACACCACUGGGAAGGAGAAGGUUAUUUGGACGAUUUCGGAUAGUCACGGAGACAAGUGGCGAAAGAAGAGCAUCACAAUACUAAGCCUCAUGCCUUAUAGGAUAGUCAUCCAGGGUAUCCGUGGAGACGGUUACCGUAGCGACAUCGCCAUAGAUGACACCACUUUAAGACCAGGAGCCUGUGAUGGCGACUUAAAACCACCCGCGGACGAGAACAAGAUUCCAAUGCCUCCGUGUAUGAUGUAUUGCGAGUCACUGUCCUCUGGUGACGUCAUCAAAGUCGUCGUGAAGGAUGGCACACGUUGCUACGAGAACCCGUCAAUCAAAGACGUGUGUGUCAAAGGGAGAUGUCAGUCUGUUGGUUGCGACGGGAAACUUGGAUCCUUCAAAGUAUAUGAUAAUUGUGGACUUUGCGACGGUAACAACGACACAUGUACAGUGAACAAUGGAACAAUUAGCGUCAAGGCUGAAGACGACCAGGAAGCCCUCUUUGAAUGCCCAGUGGGCGCAACGAACAUACUGGUGCAAGAUUACUCCAAGUCUCCAAAUUUCUUCACGGUGCAGAUUAUCGGUAUGGUGAACGAGACACUUCUCGACGGCAACGCCUCUGCCCCAGGAAUCUACGAGAUCGCGGGCACCAGUUUCUUGUACUCUCGUAAUGACGAGGUCGAAAAGCUGCUUGCGCUUGGUCCACUCAAAGAAGGUGUUGUUGUCAAGGCCAGGAAAAAGAACAUAACGAGUAACACACCCAUUUUCAUGAAGUACGAAUACUACAAACCGAACAAGGAGCCCACUGUGUAUGUGUGGAGGCCAGUUGGAUGGUCGGAAUGCUCUGUUCCAUGUGGUGGAGGUAUGCAGAAACGAAUUUACGACUGUUACCGCAAAAAAGACAGCAUGAUGGUUAAAUACAAACUGUGUUACGGGGUUACUAGACAAAAGCCAUGGAAAAGAAAGUGUAAUACCAAGAUCUGUAAGGCCAGUUACUUCUGGCGAACAUAUCAAUGGAGCCAGUGUUCAGUCACUUGUAGUAAUGGAAUCCAAGUGCGUGACGUCAAAUGUAUAUCUUCCAAAUAUGGAGAGCCCAAUAAAACAGCAUCAGAUUCCUAUUGUGGCGAAGACAAGCCGCUGACCACUAGAAACUGCAUUAGGGGCGAGUGCUUGGCAAUGUGGAAGGCGGGGCCCUGGGGCGAGUGCUCGAAGACGUGUGGCAGAGGUCUGCAAACACGCACUGUGGAAUGCUUUGACCGGGAUGGAAAGCCGUCAUUUCUCUGUACAGAUGAGUCCAGGAUGAGGUCCACUAAACAUUGUACCUUAAACGACUGCGUGGAUGACAACCCAGUGGUUCUCGGAAAUCUGUCUUGUACAUUUGAGGCGGGUUACUGCCGAUGGCGAAAUUCACGCGAUGAUCAGUUUGACUGGCAGCUGCAUUCUGGGGCUACACUCAGCCGCUAUACGGGACCCAGCUACGACCACACUUUCCGGUCGCACAAACUCAAAGGCAAAUACAUCUACUGCGAAGCCUCUGCACCUCAGAACUUUAACGAUCGAGCUCGCUUGCUCAGUCCUACCAUACAUCUUAGCAAACUUUGCCUGGAUUUCUGGUACCACAUGCUGGGCGAAAAGAUGGGCGCGAUAAAUGUCUACCUGGAAACGGACGCGGGUCUGACCAGACUUUGGUCCAGGAAGGGGAACCAGGGAGGACGUUGGCAGAACGCUAUGAUGCAGAUAUCUAGUUCUACGAGCUAUAAGAUUGUUCUAGAAGGUGUCAGGGGACCGGGCUAUUCUAGUGACAUGGCGAUAGAUGACAUCACAGUCUAUAGAGGAAGGUGCCCGGAUUCCAAGUACUAUCGCCCAGAGUGCGUCGAGGACCGGUCACGUUAUUGUAAACUCGCCGUACGAUUCGGAUGGUGCUCUUCGUCCGUCUGGGGUAACAGGUUAUGCUGUAGGUCAUGUUCGAAGACAAUAGCCAGGUUUGCUCAGCAAAGGAUGACCUAGGCCACGUGCCAAGCCAAGGGAAGGGACAACGGUAAGAUAGCGAGUAAUAGCCAGGCAGCAAGUAUCAAGGUAUACAUACUAAUGGUUGGGAAAUUGGUAAAUAGAGCGGGUAAUAGCCAGGUUUGGCAGAGGCUGACUUGGCCAAAUAAUAAGCUAUAUAUAAGGGAUGGGUAAAGAUGGGUAAAGAUGGCCCGUAAAGACGGCGAGUAAUAGCCAGGCUUUUUUGCAACAGAGGCUGACUUGGGGCAAGUAUCAAGCUAUACAUAAGGGAGGUGAAUUACAGUAAAAGAUAGCGAACAAAUAUACAGGUUUACCCAACAGAUAUCCAGCGCUAUUGAGCUUCCUUUGGGGAAAGGGAGAUAAAGAAGGCUUACAAAUAAACCGAAUAUAAAUCUUUUAAUCUUGGUGAGGAGAGGGAACCCUCCCGCCUUUCUUUCAUUUUUAUCUUCGCAUCUCAUUUGCAUAGUUUAUCAUAGCCUACGAAAUCACGCGUCACGUUUAGCUGGAUCAACGGGCUUUGAUGAUAACUUUUUCUUGAUUCGGUGCUCCCUAAUCAUUCCUUUUUCUGGAAAGCCUUACCACAGGUACCAGGAGAUCAUCCUCGGAAACCAAGGGCGUCGAGGUCGAAGACGCGAGAACGAGAAGGGAACAAGGCCGGCGGAGGGGACGGGGCGGUGAGAAGAAACCGCCGUCUCGCUCUCGCGCCUCGUUACGCUGACCGCGACGCCCUGGGUACCAGAGGAUGCGAGAGGGUAAAAUCUUAAUAGUUUUAGGUAGCAAGAUCUUAUGCUCUUUUGCGUUGUCUAGACAUGUGAUUUAUGGAACUUUUGACAAUCAAGCUCAAUCAAAAUCAGAACCAUUUGCAUUCGAUGAGUUCAACAUUGAUGAGAAGUACUUGGAUUAUGAAAAAAACUUUGUCUGAAAUGUUCGAAUUAUCAUCGAACAAAGUCGUUCGAAUUGAAUCAGUUGAUUUCAUGUUCAUGUUCGGUAAUCGUGCUCAUCAGAAUGUCGAUCGAUUGAGUUCGAUUAGUAUUGCGGUUCCCCUACAUCGUAUUGAAGAUGGCCGACAUGCCAUGAUAUUGUACAAAGUAAUGACAAUAUAAAAUUACAUAAAACAUUCUAGAAGUAUAUAUAGGUCAAAUCAAGGUUUUUCACGGUCAAGGCAAAUUAUUGUACAGUGAUGAAAGCGAAUUAACUUCAACAUAUUAUUGUAAAGACUGCUUUAAAUGUAUGGGUCUUCAAGCUAAAAUAAAGAAUAUUACAUUUUAACUAUGA